AUGCAAGCGAUGCUUUCUCGCUCCCCCCUGGCCGCCUACAGCUUCUCCAACGAUGAGGGCGCAAACAUUCGCGUCUGUUACCAGGACCAUCAUGGCACCAUCGGCCAGAUCUUCUACGACGACGUCCAGGGAUGGCAUCCAGGCACUCAUGGCGUCGUUGGGCGUGCGGACCUCAACACCGGUAUUGCCGCCACGGUCUGGGACGGUGGGAAAGAGGAGCGUGUGUACUACAUCAGCGGGGGUAAACUUGUAGAGCGUUGCCACAGUCAAGGCAGACGUGGCUGGUACGACGGCAAACUCACCGGCAUGUUCCCUGUCGCCCACUACUCGCAGCUAGCUGUCACAUGCGGUCCGGUCGGCGGCAGCGAAGUCUACCUCAGGGUUUACUACCAAGAUUGCGACAACGUUGGUCGCCAACUUUGCAAGGACCGCAGCAGCGAGUGGAUAAAUGGAGAUUUGGUGCUUAGUAUGGCCAUCCCUGGAACUAGCAUCGCGGUUUCGAAACCUCAAAAGAUACAGUUGGCCACACCCGCGGGGGUGCUCUUCCAGCUUGACAAUACACAACUGACCGAGCAGCAGCCAAUCAUAGCUGGAAGGACAAAGGAAGGCGGUUUCGAAUCACAGCUUCUAUAUAACCCGGGUGCAUCUAUUGCCUGUGUCUCCUACGGAAACGAUAACCGAAUGGCGUACACAGUAGAUCGGGACAACAAGCUGUGCGUGACGGAGUCUAUUACCGGCAGUAAUAACUGGGGAGAGACGAAGCAGUUGACUACAGUCAUCCCGCAGUCCAGUGUAGCGGCAGUAAUAGUCCCAAGGAGCCUACCACAAGUCAGAAUCUACACCCAGGUGGCUCCGGGUCAGAUUGCAGAGUGGGGUACAGAUGAUGGAAGGAACUACUCGCUGAUGAGAGCACAACUUCCUGGUAUGGUGGUGCCAGGGACUGUGCUGCCGGUCGGGAUGUAUGUACAGAUCCAGGACUAUGUAUGA
Morchella sextelata is the source of this 987-nucleotide messenger RNA. RefSeq lists its product as uncharacterized. The transcript has 5 exons. NCBI's taxonomy places the organism in Eukaryota, Fungi, Ascomycota, Pezizomycetes, Pezizales, Morchellaceae. The coding region runs from base 1 to 987 and encodes 328 amino acids. The record is from RefSeq and is a predicted model, not a curated record.